This is a messenger RNA of Eurypyga helias (sunbittern), 810 nucleotides long. It is a transcript of the gene TMEM72, whose product is annotated as transmembrane protein 72. Bases 1 to 810 code for a protein of 269 amino acids. The record is from RefSeq and is a predicted model, not a curated record. The transcript has 5 exons. NCBI's taxonomy places the organism in Eukaryota, Metazoa, Chordata, Aves, Eurypygiformes, Eurypygidae.
AUGUGGCACAAGGCAUUUUGGAGUGCCCUGGAGUACACCUGCCGGUUGCUGGGCAUCUCCACUGCAGCAGUGCUGAUCGGUGUGGGCGUAGAAACUCUGCAGCAAGGACAGUUCAAAAGCCUGGCUUUCUAUCUGCUUUUUUCAGGGGUUGCAGUUACUGUCUGUGAAGGCUUCUUCUUUAUCAGUUUGUUCCUGGAGAUGUGCUUCACAUAUGAGCCUGACUCCCUGUCACAGGCCUGCUGGAAGCGAGCUAGAUGCCCAGGGAGCUUCCAGAAAUUUCUGGGGUACACACUGCUGUCGGUGGCUUGCUUUCUGCAUCCUGUCCUCGUCUGGCAUGUCACCAUCCCUGGGUCCAUGCUGGUGCUUACCGCCCUGGCCUACUUCUUGCUGAGCAAGAGGAGGAAGAGCCCAGGGCUCAAAGAGACGCAUCCCCAGACGGGACAGUAUGUGGACCCUUCAGCCACUGUGACAGCCCCAACCAUCGCUGGUGACACUGAGCAGACAUACACCUUCCACGGGGCCCAGAGGGAGCAGCACCGCUCACUGCUGGGCCAGAUGAAGAGCAUCCUGAAGGGCGGGAAGGACAGAAGCCCAGCCCCGGAAGUUCCUGCCCAACCAGUGGCCACACCAGCCCCACGCAAGCAAGUGCACUUCCAGGAGAAGGUGGUGCAGAUCAUCCCCUCUGUCAGCGAGAGCUUGGAGGACAUGGAGAGUGAGGCUGAAGAGACCACAUCGGACACAACACCCAUCCUCACCCCACCUGACGCCCCCGUCAUCCUCGCUCCUCUCAGCUCCACAGGACUCUUUUGA